AUGGAGGACGAUGUGAUCUGCCUCAUCAAAUCGGUGGUGGCCCUGUCCGGAGGACGCGAGUGCCAAACCCGCCGUAAAUGCACUUUGCGUUGCAAGUGCUCCAGACAAGCUCGCUCACGACCAGCGUACAGGAAACGAGUAGGCCAACGCGAAUCAACGACUCCUCUCGAUGCCACCACCAUCGCCGGCGCGGAAGCCUCUGCUCUUGCUGCUGCUGCUUCUGCUGCUGAUGUUGUUGCUGAUUCUGAUGCUGAUGUUGUUGUUGGUUAUGUUGCUGUUGUCGUUGUUGUUGUUGAUUUUGUUGUUGUUGUUGUUGUUGCAUUCCUGCCUGCCUGCCAACCAUCGGCAUGGAAGAUCACGUCGAUCAAAUCAAAUCACUGACAGCGACCCUGUCCAGUGGACACAAGAGCCAAAGCCGCCGUAAGUUCACUCUCUGUUGUAUGCAAGUGUUCAGAUGAGUUCGCUUGCGUCCAACGUAUAGGACGCGAAUAGUCCAACAAGAAGUAACCGUUCUCCUCCAUCCGACCGCCACCGCCACCGCCGACGCCGACGCCUCUGUUGAUGUCGCUGUUGACGUUGAUUCCUGCCUUCGGUGCAGUUCAUCACACCAACAUAGGCCGGUUGACGACACUUGUAGGCGCGUUGACGCCUUCGUCGCCCCCACCAACGUUACUGCUUCCUGUGUCCCUUCACCAUCUUCGGGCAACCUACAGGAUAACAAGACAGUCCUCGUCAAAUCUGCUCCACUGUCUCUCUACACACUCAAGCAAAUAACAGGGUCAGAGUACUCACCCUUUCAACCAUGCAGCCUUCAAUGCACAAAUGGCAUUCGCGAAGGUCCAGUGGCAUUUUGUAACCACCGGACCAAUCUCCUUAUCCACGUUUCGGCCGACUUGCACUGCACUUCGCAUAUCCGACUGUGA
Molecule: messenger RNA, 923 nt
Organism: Spirometra erinaceieuropaei
Lineage: Eukaryota; Metazoa; Platyhelminthes; Cestoda; Diphyllobothriidea; Diphyllobothriidae
Source: the annotation of a GenBank genome assembly